Messenger RNA from Alosa alosa (allis shad), 3758 nucleotides. RefSeq names its product protein kinase, AMP-activated, gamma 2 non-catalytic subunit a (gene prkag2a). Bases 352 to 2109 code for a protein of 585 amino acids. The record is from RefSeq and is a predicted model, not a curated record. The transcript is spliced from 16 exons. Lineage: Eukaryota; Metazoa; Chordata; Actinopteri; Clupeiformes; Clupeidae.
UGCAUGCCUGGUACUCUCUCCUUCGCAGCCCAUCAAACUACAGGCUACAAGACUUCAUGGACGUAGAGCCUGUCUUCUCUCGUCUUAGACAUCGUAAUUAGUUUACAUUACACUGAUUUAAGUUAUACAGGCCCAUACUGUUCAGGACUAGACAUAUACAGAUCUGCUGCAAGGAUACCAAGAAGUGAAGUGAAGGGCUUUCACAAUACAUCUAAAUGCGGAUGUUUUCGCUUAAAGGGAAGAGAAACCCAUUGCUGUUUUGCAAUAUUUGAUAAUAGUCUGGCACAUUGAAUAAAGUGUGCAGGGUGCAAGCUAACGCUCCUGUCAGAAACAAACACUUAAUCUAUAAUAAUGGGUAGUACAGCUACGGAUAACAACAAGAAAAGAGAUGUGAAGAAAAAGAACACGAAAAGGAAACGAUCGCUUCGGCUGAAUAUGCCUGACCUGAGCUCAUUUGCUAUGCCCUUCCUGGAGGGGGAUGCCGAGCAGUCGGGGAAGGACGCAAUACGCAAGGGGGAUGCAGGUUGCCAGUCGGCGAGCCCCACCAGAGGCUUUUUCGCACGGAGCCCCUUUAGCCGGCCCUCCAGCCCUCUGUCGGCCCCAGUGAGGAACAGCUCCCGCAACAGCCAGGGCUCCCCAAAAACCAUCUUCCCCUACCCCGCGCACCAGGACUCCCCACCCAAGUCCCCACACCGCCUCAGCUUCACGGGCAUCUUCCGCACCUCCUCCAGGGACUCCAGCUCCACCUCCACCUCCCCCUCCCCCGUCAGCAUCAAGCUCUUCUCUAGAGCACGGAAAGCCUCGGGAAUGUCCUCCCCACCCGCCACCCCUCCUGCUCAGGUGACCAAGCCUCUGUCGUUACCCGUGGAGGCGUACCGCAGGACGGCAGGACGGCAGGACGAGCACCUGGAGAGGGCCCAGCGGCAUCAUCUUCAUCAGCAGCAGCAGCAGCAGCAGCGGGAGCGACCGCGCUCUCUCUCCUCGCCCCUGGACACGGGCCAGCCACGGUUCAGCCUGCCCCCCUCCUCCUCCUUCUCCUCUUGCUCCUUCGCCAAGCCACCCUUGACCCCCUCGUCCGCCCCCAUCUCUACCUCACGACUGGUCCCCGGUCUUGCUGAAGGCAUGCUGGAGAAACUUGACCUCGAGGAUGACGUUGAAGAAUCUGAGAGUGAUAUUUACACACGCUUUAUGAAAUCCCACAAGUGCUACGACAUUGUUCCCACAAGUUCCAAACUGGUUGUUUUUGACACUACGUUACAAGUGAAGAAGGCGUUCUUUGCUCUGGUGGCCAAUGGCGUCCGUGCGGCCCCUCUGUGGGAGACCAAGAAGCAAAGCUUUGUGGGAAUGCUAACCAUCACAGACUUCAUCAACAUACUGCACAGAUACUACAAGUCGCCCAUGGUACAAAUCUACGAGCUAGAGGAACAUAAGAUAGAGACAUGGAGAGAGCUCUAUCUACAAGAAACAUUUAAGCCUUUAGUGAACAUAUCACCAGAUGCAAGCAUAUUUGAUGCUGUGUAUUCGCUGAUCAAAAACAAGAUCCACCGGCUGCCCGUGAUCGACCCGGUCAGCGGGAACGCACUUUACAUCCUCACCCACAAGAGGAUCCUGAAGUUCCUCCAGCUCUUUGUGUGUGAGAUGCCAAAGCCGGCCUUCAUGAAGCAGACCCUGGGGCAGCUGGGCAUCGGCACCUACAGAGACAUCGCCUUCAUCCACCCCGACACGCCCAUCAUCAAAGCCCUCAGCCUCUUCGUGGAGCGGCGCGUCUCCGCCCUGCCCGUCGUCGACGAGUCGGGAAAAGUGGUUGAUAUUUAUUCCAAGUUUGAUGUCAUAAACCUUGCUGCUGAGAAGACGUAUAACAACCUGGACAUCAGUGUGACUCAGGCUCUGAGGCAUCGCUCACAGUAUUUUGAGGGGGUGAUGAAGUGCAACCUGAUGGAGACACUGGAGACCAUUGUGGACCGGAUAGUCAAAGCUGAGGUGCACAGGCUGGUGGUGGUGGACGAGAACGGCAGUAUCGCGGGCAUUGUGUCCCUGUCAGACAUUCUGCAGGCCCUGGUUUUGACCCCUGCAGGGCUGGAGAAGCGCAAAGAGAUUGUGGCGGAGUGAGGAUUUGGACGCUGCCACCUGUUGAGUUGCACCAGCUGCCGGUGCUGGAGUGGGCACAGCCCUCCCCUACCACCAGGGUGGCACUGUGGGGCGCGGGCAAGGGAGGGGGGGCAGUGUGGGGAGUGUCGGGGGCAUAGAGCUGAGUGCCAGAUGGGGCAGCAGCUGGUCAGACUGGUGGAGUGGGCAGGGGGGGGUCAUCAGGUGGACCACCAAAGAUUGCUUUUCAGUGACCAGGGGGGCUAUGGGAUCUGUUUUACCUCUCUAUUUGCUAUGUCCCUUGUUCUUUUUUUCUCUCUCUCUCUCCCUUGUUUAUCUAUCCCUCUCUUCCCCAUGCUUUCUGUCUUACAGAGAUUAUAUGCCACCAUAACUCUGUGUCUCGCGUGUGUGAGACACAGAACAUUCUGCUGUUUCUGUCUGUUAUGGGCACUUACAGAAAAGGCCAAGAAUGAGUUUGAAAUAUACCUUUAUCUGUCAUGGAUAGUUUCUUUCUUUACAGUGGACGUGGGUAGUGGCCGUAGAGCUCCACACUAGUCCGCUGCUCGCUGCUUCCUUCUACAUCGGCUCCAUGGCAGCAGAAUCUUCAGACUGACGCUUUAUUUUGCACAAGUUGAGGAAACACUGCGUUUGUUUCUUUUCCUAUCUGACACCCUUUAACCUAUAAUGAUGUUAUACCCUCAGUCCACCUCGGGGGUUGCCACCCAGCCACCCCUUCCCCCUACCCCCUCCCUACCCUGCAAUGGCAUGAAAUCAGAGUGUGGAGCCUAAUCUAAGUCUGGACGUGUCAUUUGUGCCUUUUGCUGCCCGUAGUCAUCAUGGUGUCGUGAGCGAGGGUGCACAAAUGAGAGUGUUUGUAUAAAAUGGACUCGGAAUGACAUGAAUGUGAACAUAUUUACACACACACACACAUACACACACACACACACAUACACAUACACACACACAUAUAAACAAGAACCAAAACAAUAUCCAGUAAUGGAUGGGUUAUUAUAUUUUGUUGCUUUAUUUGAUUUUUUCUCUUCAGUUUUCUAUAAGGAUAUCAGUUUUGGUAUGCGUUCUUGUUUUGAAUUACUGAUGCUGUAAAGAGUAGAGCUUUAUUUAUUUAUAUUUAACAGAAAUUCUUUCUUUUUUUGAACAAGUAAUAUUUUAGAUACAGUAGGAAAAUAAUAUUAUGCCUGUUGCCCCUAUGCAUUACUGUAGUGGAACAACAAUCUGUUGUUCAGUGCAGUUGAAAAUUACUGCUGCUGCCUACAGAGCCGAAUUUUUAUUGUUUUGUUUUUGUUUGAUUUUGUUUCCUCCUGCUGCCAGAGGCAUGCAAAUCGUCUGUACUGCUCCUUACCUUAUCAAUCGUACUGUACAUAUAAGAGCUCCUACUGAGUUUAAAAAAAAAGAAAGAAAAUCUAUAAGUGCCAGACAAAAGGUCUAUUUUUCUGUGUUUAACUUGUAAAAUCAUGUUGUUUGUAAUAUUUUUGAUUUUCGUUUGUUUGUCUUUGUCAUUUUUACGGUGGGUGUGUGAUGUGUAUGCACCCUGAAGAGAGGAUUUCCAGAGUGGAACACAACUGGCAUGGCAACCGUUUGUAAACAACGGUUAUGUUCUGUACAUUUUUUUUUUUUUUUGAAGAAAAAAAGACAAAUAAAUUAUACUGAAUGCC